Synchiropus splendidus (mandarinfish) is the source of this 5285-nucleotide messenger RNA. Its product is annotated as amyloid beta precursor protein binding family B member 2-like. Gene Ontology annotation, biological process: regulation of DNA-templated transcription. The record is from RefSeq and is a predicted model, not a curated record. The coding region runs from base 274 to 2976 and encodes 900 amino acids. Gene Ontology annotation, molecular function: amyloid-beta binding; transcription factor binding. Gene Ontology annotation, cellular component: cytoplasm; nucleus. Lineage: Eukaryota; Metazoa; Chordata; Actinopteri; Syngnathiformes; Callionymidae. The transcript has 18 exons.
CCCGGUCUCUUGUCAGCAUCUGGGAGGGAGGAGACGAGGCACAAGACGAGAGAACACUGUGAGAAGAGGAGCAGUGAGUAGCGCUGCCAGGAGGUGUGCAACGAACAGCAUUGGAGGACGCUGUUGCCAGAAGAAACCCUGGUGGUUGAUGGAGCAAAGAAUAGCACAAUGGACGAGCUACAUCCUUUCCCAUGACGCUCUGGUCUCUGAUUUGUCCCUGAGUCAACUUAAUACUGUCUGGCGCCAGGCUGUGGAUGAUCCUCUACCAGCACCAUGAUGAUGUCAGUAGAUGUGACCAACCGGAACAACCCUGUUGUUGCGCCUCCCACUUCCCUCAGCCUACGCUCCUCCCACAACCAACUACUCAGCAGUGAUGUCAUCAGACAGGGCUCUGCCACGCCUCCAAAGUGUCGUAAAAAGUAUGCGCUCACAAGCAUCCAAGCUGCUAUGGGCCUUGGAGAAGCAGCACCAUCUGUGUCACCGCCCACAUCAUCUCCACCGUCGCAGUUGUCAACUCCCAACAAUCCCAAAUUGGCUAAAAAUGGGGUCAACCAGCUCCGUAAGGCUGGUCAAGAUCACAACCAAAACCCAACAGAUGCUGACAUGACUGAACUGGAGUGUAGUUUGGAUACGCAAUCAGAUGACCUCAAUGUCUACACUGACGAGGGCGUUCUUGGACAGCCCCUCUCGUGUAAUAGUGAUGAGGACGAUGCCAUUAAGCUUGAAAUUGAAGGGGAUGUUGACGAAGAGCCAGAGCCCAAGUCUGAAUCGGACCUAGACAGCACCAUAAACUCCACUGUGGAGCUCUCACUGAAUGGCAACUCCACAGACUUGGACAUGAACAUUGAGGUUGAGCAAAGUGAUGAUAUCAGCAUCUUGUCAGAGAAGGAGAUGUUGUCAGUGAUGAAGAUCGAGGAGGAAGGCGAUGAGGCGUUGGAGGAGGAUGAGGAGGAGAAGCCUCUACUGAGGAUAGACAGUGACACUCGGCUGAAGAGCAUUAAGGUUUCAUCCUCUUUGGUGCUCAUUUCUGACCUUCAGUCAAACUUCAAGCUGCUGGCAACAGGGAAGGACUCCCAGGUGCCUCCACCACCGUCCCUACCCAGGCAGCUACCCAGAGAGGACACACAGCUUCUCUCUGUGGCCUCCUGCUCGUCCUCUGCCACAUCCUCCCCAGAAACCAAGAAGGACAGAAGGACAGGUGCAAAGACGGACUGCGCUUUGAACCGUAUCCAGAAUCUGAACCCCAGUGAUGAAGAGUUGAGCUGGACCACAUUGUCUCAAGAGAGCAACUCCCCAGAGGAGACAGAUAUCUGGAAUGAGCAGUCAUUCCAGACCGACCCUGACCUUCCUCCAGGAUGGAAGAAAAUCACAGACAUGGCUGGGAUUUAUUACUGGCACAUUCCUACUGGAACCACUCAGUGGGAAAGGCCGGACAGUCACCCUGUAGCCCCCGGCCAGAUUGACCCCCAGGCUCUUGGUGACCACACAAGCUCAACACCACGUAAACACUCCCUGAGCUCACUCAGCCCCUCACCCACCCCUGACCACGAGUCCUGUCAGGCAGACAUCUUCUACAGGGCCUCUUCCAGAUCAGCCAGUACCACCUCGGAUAGCUCAGUGGAGCCUCUUUCUGCUCAUGAGCCCACUCUCCCAACAUGUGGAUUUGUCAACAGUUGCUACUUCCCCCGGUCCACGUCACUGCUGGGAAUGUCGGAUCAAGAAUGUCGGCCACAGCAGGAAGAUGAGGACAAGAAACAGAUGUGGAGUGAUUUUGGCGGAAAGAUUGAUAGUGAAAUGUGGAAGGACCUGCAGGCAGCCACUGUGAACCCUGACCCCAGUCUGAAGGAGUUUGAGGGUGCUACCCUGCGCUAUGCUUCAUUGAAGUUGAGGAACCGUCCAGCCGAGGAUGAUGAAGAAUCUGCCAGUGUAAAGAGGGACCCAGAAGUUAAGUGUUUUGCAGUCAGGUCUCUGGGAUGGGUGGAGAUGGCAGAGGAGGACCUGGCCCCGGGCAAGAGCAGCGUUGCCGUUAACAACUGCAUUCGACAGCUGUCCUACUGCAAGAAUGACAUUCGGGACACAGUCGGCAUCUGGGGAGAGGGGAAGGACAUGUUCCUGCUGCUGGAGAAUAAUAUGUUAAAUCUCGUGGACCCAAUGGACCGCAGUGUUCUUCACUCUCAACCUAUUGCCAGCAUCCGUGUCUGGGGCGUCGGCCGGGACAAUGGAAGAGACUUUGCGUACGUGGCACGGGACAAAAACACAAGGAUUCUGAAAUGUCACGUGUUUCGCUGUGACACACCGGCCAAAGCCAUUGCCACCAGCCUGCAUGAGAUCUGCUCCCGGAUCAUGACAGAGCGGAAGAAUGCCAAAGCCAUGGCGGGUGGAUCCCUUCAAGAUAGAAUCCAGGCAGGACUUGAUCUUCCUUUACAAGAAUUCCCGACACCAAAGACUGAGCUGGUUCAGAAGUUCCAGGUUCUCUAUCUGGGGAUGCUGCCAGUGGCCAGACCUAUUGGCAUGGACAUCCUGAAUGGAGCCAUUGACAGUCUGAGAAGUUCCUCCAGCAGAGAUGAAUGGACCCCAGUAGCCCUGAAUGUUGCAGACGCAACAGUCACCAUCAGCAAGGAGCAGGCCGAAGAGGAGGUGCUGGUGGAGUGUCGCGUGCGAUUCCUGUCCUUCAUGGGAGUGGGACAUGAUGUGCACACAUUUGCUUUCAUUAUGGAUGCCGGCAGUCAUCGCUUCGACUGUCACGUCUUCUGGUGUGAGCCCAACGCCGGGAGUGUGUCGGAGGCUGUACAGGCAGCCUGUAUGCUUCGGUACCAGAAGUGUUUGGUUGCUCGUCCACUCUCCCAAAAAGCCUGCGGCUCGUCUCCCCCUGGUGAUUCCGUGUCCCGUCGAGUCUCCACCAGUGUGAAGCGUGGCGUCCUGUCACUCAUCGACACCCUCAAACAGAAGAGGCCCGUGACCGAGCUGCCGCAGUAAAUGAGCUCCCUGUCACCAUGGUAACCUGUCACGUUGCUGCCCGAACCUGUUGCUAACACAGGCACAUGUAAUCACAGCAACAGAGUUUUGUUUUUAUUUGCUUUCUGGAGCAAGAACAUUGACUUACCUCACACACCUAUGAGUUUCUGGAGAGCCAAGGAGAAAACGGGGGGAAAUGCCAUAAGGUGGUUGUUGUACAUAGACAGAGCCCGAAGGAGCGCCAAAGCUGAACGGCACAUUUGUGGAAACACUUGGGCUCUUAUUGUGUUUGUGCCGCUGGCAUGACCUCACUCAUUCACACUUUAGCUGUCGUCACCUGUGUCUCCUCAGAGUCGCCUGGAUGAUAAAAGACCAUUGCCAGUUAUGUCUCCUGACGUGCAUGUACUUUCCUGAAACAAUAUAGAGACUAAUGCUGCUUUUAGACUGGAGAGUUGAGGAAAGUUUUUUUCUCUUGCCAGCCACAUCGAUCAAAGAAGGGGUGAAUGCAUCACCUCAGCAAUCUGUUAAUGUUGGAACACCUUUUUUGCAAAGCCAUAGUGUGAAAGUCAGGGAAGGAUGAACGAAGACCAGAGCCAGAAGUCACUUUCAGUCCGGAUCUGCAUGUAUUGACGGAUGUGAGACUCAAACUGGAGCAAAAGCUGAAGCUGGUUGUGUUGGUCUGAGCUUCAGCUGCUUUUGUUGAUGCUUGUAUUGACUUUUAUUUCAUCAGUAAUCAAGUUUGGGUUCAAGUUACAAAGCAGAACAGCUGAAGUUAAGUAUUUAUAUCACACCAUGACAUGCUCGACAAGCGCCUCUGUUUUUCUGAAUCAACAGGUUUCAGUCAAAAUAAUCUAAAAUGAAAUUUGCCAAUGAUUAAUCUUAAUUUGGAAAAGAGAAGACGUCCAUUUUUAUGCCAUAGAUUCCAUUUUUUUCAAAGAUGACAAUCAAUGUUUUAGAAGUUAGCUGAGCUGCUCUCAGAAGACGGAGGGAAACAAUGUGACGUAACAGAGGGAGCAGAUGUUCACCAGAAUGAGCUGAAGUUAACGCUGAGCAUUGUUUGAGUGAAGGAAAUGGUUCAUGACUUGGUGACUUCCUUUUGGUGCGUUCAUGUGCCCUCUGACAAGUCGCACUUUCUAGAAUGUGAUGCUGCUUUUCCUGGCUUUGUUGUCCUUAUGUCAUAUAAUGUGUUAGCUCGAUGCAAAAUGACCAAUAUCCGUCAGCGCUGUAACGCACCAUCUGUUUCAAAAACUGGUCUCCAAGUCAUUUACCUUUCCUUUUCUUGCCCGUGGGAACACAUGGGACAAACCUGCAUCUGUUCUGUGGAGUCUGUGUGCUCUCCUCCCGCUGUCCAGAAACAUAGAGGUUUAUUGGUGAUCUAAAUUCUUCGGGGACGUGUAUUGGGAUCGAGGACCCGUCCAAGAUGCCUCCAGUUCAGAUUGGGAAAAUCAAGAAAGCUUAAAUUCAGAAAAACUGUGAUGCAGUAUUUCUCUUCAGUCAAUGCAAAGAACCACUAGAUGUCACUGUACACCGAGAAAUGUAUCCUUACCGUUAUUCAUAAGGAAACAUCCUAUAUGUGGUCAGUUUUCAAGGUAGUUGUAUUCAAAGAUUGUGUGUGACCUCUAGUGGUGGCAAGUGAGACCACACGUUUGUGUACAUAGCAUCCAUGUGUGUGACAGUUGGCUUCCACCUUUGUUAUAAGCUAUCCUUUAAUUCAGAUUUUUUUACCUUUCUAUUUUUCAUGUAAUGAAAUGCCUUUUUUUACCUGAUGGCCAAAGUGUAAAAUACUGAUGUAUAAAUUGUUGUAGAUAAGAAGAAUAUGAGAGCAAUGAGCUGAUUGGAAAUCUCCAUAGUUUUGGAACGCGUUAAUAGCAAGCAAUUACUGAGCGAUGAUCUAUGCAUUCUUUUAAUCGGACUAAAUGGGACGUUGUUUGUUGCCUUGCAUGCCCACAGACAUUUGAAAGAUCUGUGUGUGCGGAACAGAAAUAUUUUUAAUUUUAUUUAUUCUAUUUUAUAACAGAAUAUACAGUUUUUGUUGUUGUUGUUUUUUUUUGUUUCAUUGUGGCAAGUAAAGUCUGAGGAGCGAUGAACAAAACACACACCUGCAGAAAGAGGAAAUGGACAAGCUCUAACUCCACAUGGUGAAGCUGCUGAUGUCAAGAGUCCACAGCUGCUUGGAUGAGGAUGACGCUGAUGGGGACAGUAGCUGUGGACCCUUUCGCCAGUUCACACACUCACAUAACACAUCUCCAUUUCAAAGAGAUGGAUGUGUCGCUUCUGUUUGCUGCUCACUGAUUUGUACACCUUUUCAAUGUAGCCAAACGUGAGAAUAA